CCCGGAACCCGUGCAUUGGGACGGUCUGUUUAAACGGCGGCUCUUGCAUAUCGCCUUUUGAUAUAGCAAUAUGUCAGUGCCCAAGCAGAUUUGGCGGUAAAAAGUGUGAAAAUCAAGUUCCGGUUAAGAUUGGGAGAUGUCCAGACCCGGUGAAAUUUAUCCUGGAUCCAUGUGAUAGAUUCGUUUGUUUAAACGGUGGAAGUUGCAAUGCACCAGCUGAUGCCCCGUUUUGUGAAUGCCCAGCAUUAUUUACAGGAGCCAGUUGUGAGAACUAUAUCCCAGACGGCACUUGCCCAAUUUAG
This is a messenger RNA of Candidula unifasciata, 302 nucleotides long. The record is from the annotation of a GenBank genome assembly. NCBI's taxonomy places the organism in Eukaryota, Metazoa, Mollusca, Gastropoda, Stylommatophora, Geomitridae.